This is a messenger RNA of Hirsutella rhossiliensis, 1089 nucleotides long. RefSeq names its product BZIP-type transcription factor. The transcript is spliced from 2 exons. The record is from RefSeq and is a predicted model, not a curated record. Gene Ontology annotation, cellular component: RNA polymerase II transcription regulator complex. Gene Ontology annotation, molecular function: transcription cis-regulatory region binding; DNA-binding transcription activator activity, RNA polymerase II-specific. The coding region runs from base 1 to 1089 and encodes 362 amino acids. Lineage: Eukaryota; Fungi; Ascomycota; Sordariomycetes; Hypocreales; Ophiocordycipitaceae.
AUGCGCAGACUGGCAAGGACCAAGUCGAGCCGAGCCCUCGCGCCUACGGCUGGCUCCGACGAUGGCUCAGAUCCUCUGCCCCCUCCGCCGCCGCCGCCUCCCAAGACGGCCGAGGAGAGGAAUAUGCACCGCCGCAUGCAGGUCCGCAGGGCCCAGAUCCACCACCGCCAGCGCAAGGCGAACCACCUCAAGCAGCUCGAGCUUGACGUCUGCCAGCUCCGGGACCUGAUUGCCCUCGCCGAGCACGACACCCAUGCGCUGAAGCGCCAGAACAACGACAUGCGUGCUAUUCUGCGCACCGCCACCGCCGGCGAAGCUGCCCACUGCGGCGGCCCGCCUCUUCCUCCUCACCCGGCCGGGCCGCUCUCUCGGCAGCGGGCGCCGUCCGAGCUGUUUGGCGACGUCGACGUCGACGACUUGACCGUGACGCUUAGCGUCAACGAUGUCAUGGGCACGCCUUGCUUCAAAAUCAGCCCCCGCUCCGCCUCGGCCUCGGCCGGCAGCAGCCCCUCCGACUCGGGAUGUGAGGUGCCGCUGACGCCCGAGCAGGAACAAAGAGCCAUCAACUUCAUCCUUGCUCUCGAGCACGUCUGCUGGGACCACUUCGCCCUGGGCGACUUCCACUCGCACACGCACGAGUCGGAAGAGCCCCGCGGCCACGCCCUCAUCGCCAGCGCCUACCUCAUGGCCAGCGCCCCCGAGUCCGUCUACACCCAGCGCGAGGCCUUCAACAGCCCCGGCCGGAGCAUCUGGCGCCGCAGCAGCCGCCGGUCCGCGUCGCCUCCCGUCCUCAGCUGGCCCGCGCCCGCCAUGACCCUCGCCUCGCUGCUCGGCCUGGCCCGCUCGCUCAACCCGGGCGAGGACGAGACGACGCCCGUCCAGGCCUGGUUCGAGCUGGCCGCGCGCUACCCCGCCAGCCUGCUCCUCGGCGGCGGCGCCCUCGACGCCCUCUUGCGCGAAUUCAAGGGCGUCGUGCGCUGCGUCCAGUACGGCGCCGCCAUUGAGAGGCUGGCGUUUGAGAGUGUCGUGGCGAGGGUCCUCGGCCCGUCUGGGCCGCCUGUGCCUGUGCCUGUCUCAGUGUACGGGUGA